AAUCAAAUUAUUGUACAAUUGAAACGAAGAAGCGAGUAAAAAAUUUAAACUUGAGUUAACCAAAAAUGAGAAGAAAUCCCCAAAUACACAUAACCUAGUGCCACUCGACACCACUACGCUGUGUUGCGAAAUCCCCCAAACAAUAUGAGAAGAAGCAUCUCCAAAAUCCCUUACCGCCCUGCCACCGCCACGUCCUCGAUCGCCGCCUCUCUAUCCACCUCGUCAGGCGGCGGAGGUAGAGGCCGUGGCCGUGGCGGUCCUACUCAAUUCCAGUUCACCGUCGACACCCCACCCAAGGACGAGUCCAAAUAUUCCAACCACGACGGCGCGUCUCCGCUCCCGCACGGCCAUGGUCGAGGCAGAGGUGUUCCCGUUGCUUCAUCCUCCGUUCCGCCUGCCUUCUCUUCUUUCGUGAACAAUGAAUCAAACUCCGACGCAUUCGGCCGGGGCCGCGGCAUUGGUUUUGUUUCCCCAAAUUCCUUCUCACAGCCGGGAGAAGAAUUUCAACCUCAGCCGCCGAAAUAUAAUUCCCAAAUGCCGUUCCUGUCCAAGUAUGAAGAAGCACUAUCGGAUUCCGCUGAAUCGGAAGUUCCUCCUGCCGACAUAAAGUCGACUCCUUCUAGUAUCUUCAAUAUUUUAUCGGGUGCUGGUCGAGGGAAGCCAGGGCAAUCCCCUGCGUCACAAUCCGAGAAGCCCAAAGCAGAGAUUCGACAAGCCCGUCCUAGGGAGCAGAGGGGCACUGUUGGAGAGCAGUUGAGUGAAGAGGAGAAAGUGAGAAAGGCGGUGGGAAUAUUGUCAAAAGGACAGGUAGGUGGAGGGAGUGGUGGCCCCGAAGGUAGAGCUGAAAGAUUUGAAGGAGGAAGAGGAAGAGGAAGAGGAAGUGGACGAGGAAGAGGAAGAGAGACAGGAGUAGAGAGAGGAGGAUAUGGUGAGAGAGGUGGAUAUGAGGAUGCGGAAGAUGAUGCUGCUGCUGGGGAAUUAAUGGCUAAGAAACUGGGGCCGGAGGUUAUGAGCAGACUGAGAGAAGAGGUUAAAGAAAUGUUGCCAACUCCUGAGAAUGAUGCUCUUGUGGAUGCAUACGAGACUAACUUAAUGAUUGAAUGCGAGCCAGAGUACUUCAUGGAAGAGUUUGGCACGAACCCUGAUAUUGAUGAGAAACCUUAUAUAUCUCUUCGUGAUUUUCUUGAGAAGGUAAAGCCAUUCCUUAUGGCUUAUGAAGGGAUUCAGAAUCAAGAAGAGUGGGAGGAAAUUAUGGAAGAAACAAUGAAGAAUGUUCCUCUUAUCAAAUCGAUUGUAGAUCAUUAUGCUGGCCCAGAUAGAGUGACUGCAAAGCAACAACUAGGAGAGCUAGAACGAGUGGCUAAAACUCUCCCAGCUAGUACACCUUCUUCUGUAAAACGUUUUACUGACCGUGCUGUUCUCUCGUUGCAGAGCAAUCCGGGUUGGGGAUUUGACAAGAAAUGUCAAUUCAUGGAUAAGCUGAUAAUGGAAGUUUCUCAACAGUACAAGUGAGCUGUGGAUGCUUUGCUCUUAUAUAUUCUGCAUAAAAAGAAGCUUUAUACUUCCAAUUCAUGGUUAUGGCCUUUUAUAAUUGAUCACAAAUCAAUGUCGUUGGAUUAUCCGCAUGUAGGAAAUUUUCUCCUAGCAUUCUUGGAUUAGACAGCAUCUCUUUUCAUAAACAUAUGCCAAAUCCUACAUUUAUCAUAGAGCAUCAAAUUGGUCAAACGUUUAUAUGAUAAAGACCUCAAGUCCGCGCUUGGCCAAUUGACUUUUGAGUUUUGGCAUUGAGUUUCUGAAUUGAUCGAGUUUUAUGCGAAUGGUUCUCUCUUCUAUAAAA
Salvia miltiorrhiza (redroot sage) is the source of this 1837-nucleotide messenger RNA. RefSeq lists its product as uncharacterized. The transcript has 4 exons. The record is from RefSeq and is a predicted model, not a curated record. NCBI's taxonomy places the organism in Eukaryota, Viridiplantae, Streptophyta, Magnoliopsida, Lamiales, Lamiaceae. The coding region runs from base 145 to 1512 and encodes 455 amino acids.